Molecule: messenger RNA, 858 nt
Organism: Helianthus annuus (common sunflower)
Lineage: Eukaryota; Viridiplantae; Streptophyta; Magnoliopsida; Asterales; Asteraceae
Exons: 1
Coding region: 1-858 (285 amino acids)
Molecular function (GO): catalytic activity
Source: RefSeq, a predicted model, not a curated record
AUGAAUUUUAUAUCCAUUAAUAUCAGAGGUGCUGGCAAUGAGGCAAAAGCCAGGUGGGUGCGAAGGAUGGUAAUGGAGCGCAAGAUCUCCUUUCUUGCGAUUCAAGAAACUCAGUUCUCAGAUGGUUCGAAGAUUAUGACCGGGGAUUUUUGGGGAAAUACUCCUUUUGUUUCGGAGGUGGUUGACUCAUCCGGGCGGUCAGGGGGUCUUAUGAGUAUUUGGAACCCAAAGAUCUUCUCAAAAGGUAACGUUCUCAAACACCAUUUCUUUUUGGUCAUAAGUGGGAAAUUGAAAGGUUUGGAUAAGGAGUUUCAUGUCGUGAACCAUUAUGGACCUCAUUUAUUAGUUGACAAGAAAUCAGUUUGGAAUGAGCUCGAAGGUUUGAUGGCGUUGAAAGGUGGUAUUUGGAUUAUCAUGGGAGAUUUUAACGCCGUUCAUUUUCCGGAUGAGCAUUUGAACUCCUCUUUUGAUCCAGCUUGUGCUCGUGACUUCAAUGAAUUCAUAUACGACGCAGGUUUGUUUGAAUUCGCUAUAAAAGGCUCUAAAUUCACUUAUUGCAGAAAUCGAGGGAGGAAAUUAAGUAAGAUAGAUAGAAUUUUGGUAAAUCAGGCUUUCAUUGAUUUAUGGUCUGAUGCUUGUUUCAUGGCUUUACCGCGGUACUUAUCUGACCACUCGCCAAUUAUGUUAAUUACUGAUCCGUUUGAUUUCGGCCCUAUCCCUUUUAGAGUUUUUAAUUCUCGGCUUGACAAUAAGGAGUUGGAAGACAUUGUUAAGAAAGCUGACAUCGAGUUCACGUUUACGGGUCCUCCAGACUUAUUUUUAGCUGAAAAGCUAAAAUGGUUUAAAGAUAAAAAUUAA